Molecule: messenger RNA, 2562 nt
Organism: Chiloscyllium plagiosum (whitespotted bambooshark)
Lineage: Eukaryota; Metazoa; Chordata; Chondrichthyes; Orectolobiformes; Hemiscylliidae
Gene: otud1
Product: OTU deubiquitinase 1
Biological process (GO): protein K63-linked deubiquitination
Molecular function (GO): cysteine-type deubiquitinase activity
Source: RefSeq, a predicted model, not a curated record
GGUGGAGGUGAGGAAGAGACUGGAGGGUGGCAGCGAGAGGGGAAAGAGAUUUGGGUUUGGCGGUGUUGGGGUGUGGGCAGGUGGUUAGUGAGGCGGAGGACGGUUUUACCAAAAGCCCUGGGGGUGCGGAGCUCACAUUCCAACACGGUGGCAGUAAACAAGGUGAAGCCGCCCAAAAGGGGAGGACCGGGGCGGGGAACCGGAGCAGGAACCGAGUGUUUUCCAGAAAGGUCUCGGCCGAGACGAUGUACCUUUGAUGUGGAGAAACCUCUGGUCUUCAGUGGAGCGGCGCUGACGUAAUGGGGAUAAAGUUAGGCCCGAGUGUCGCAGUUGGAAUUAGAGCGAGCAGGCGGGAGUGAGUGAACGAGGGGGAUCCGAUCGGAUCCCAUCGCCAUCUUCUAUCCACCGGUUCGGGCUGUUCCGGGAGCUGGUGAUGACAGCGGCUAUUUUUAACCGCCAUCGUCAGCCGGAGGCCGCUAUAAAAGGGGCCGCAGCUGCGACAUGCACCUUUACAGCAGCGUGUUAACGCACUACCCCGGCGCCGCCUUCAAAGUGCCCACUACAGGGGUAGAGAAAGCGCCUGCUGAGAGCCCGAGUGUCGGAGUGAAGACUGAGCCCGCCUCUGCCGCCGCUUCCUCCUCUGCUGCCGCCGCCAUGCCCGCCUUCUCGUCAUGCGAACUGCUGCCCCCGGGCCCGGCUCCAUCAUCUGCAUCCCCGGCCUCCCUCAUCUACACUUCCACCGCCAGGAUCCCCCUGCGGCCGCUCGAGAGGAUGGUGCCGAUCCAGAUCCUGAGCGAGAGAGCGCAAGCCGAGCUACCGGCUCCAGCCCAUCAGGGACGGGGCGCCUGGGCGGAGGACAUCCUGGCGGAAGGAUCGCGGAAAGUUUCAGCCUGGCCCCAGGAUCGGAUCCCGGGCGACGGCCUGCAGCGGCGGGCAGAGACGAACUUGCAGGCGGCCUCGGAAGGGCCGGAGACCGCCUUCGACCUGUCGGACGGUGAGAGCACCGAGCGGGGGUACCAGGACUGGGUCGGGCCUGGGCCUGGGCCUGAGUGCCGGGCUCCGGAGGCCGAUGAACAGCAGAGUAGCCGCCCCUGGCAACUCGACGGUGGCUUCAGGACGGUGGACCUGGUGGUGGAGAACAGGGCGGAGAAAAACGACAAGGUGGCGCGUUACCUGGCAGAGGUGGAGAAGCAGAACAGUUACCUGCGGGAGCGACAGAAGUACAGGUUCCAUAUUAUUCCAGACGGCAACUGUUUGUACAGGGCCGUCAGUAAAGCUGUGUACGGCGACCAGAACAUGCACAAGGAGCUGAGAGAGCAGACAGUCCAUCACAUCGCAGAUCACUUGGACGAGUUUAACCCCAUCAUCGAAGGGGACGUUGGGGAGUUUUUAAUCAACGCUGCCCAGGAUGGGGCCUGGGCUGGUUACCCAGAGCUACUUACUAUGAGUCAAAUGCUGAACGUUAAUAUAUACUUGACGACAGGAGGUAGCCUGGAAAGCCCAACCGUUUCCACCAUGGUGCACUGUCUCGGCCCAGAAGAUCAAUCAAAAUCCAGCAUAUGGUUGAGUUGGUUAAGCAAUGGACACUACGAUGCUGUGUUUGAUCAGUCUCUACCCAACCCAGAGUAUGAAACCUGGUGCACGCAAACACAUGUUCAGAGGAAACGAGACGAGGAGUUAGCGAAGUCCAUGGCAGCUUCUCUUUCAAAAAUGUACAUUGAGCAAAAUGGAUGUUUUUAAGUGAUUUUUUUUCCUCCCUAAUACUACUAUUGAUAAAAGGUUCCGUUCAGAACCUAAGACUUUGUGCAUAAGCUGAUGAAACUGAUAUGAGCAAGCCUAGUAAGAAGUAGAAAUGUAAAGGUUGUUAAUAUGGUUCUUAUUUAUAUUUAUAUGCUUACACAUUGAUUGGGCUAACAGCACUUUAAAACGGAUCAUAAAAUCAACUCUAAGUAACGCCUUAAUUAAAUGUGUGAAUUCCUAAAUGUUUUACCAAAUGUUUGAGCUCAAACUAAUGAAGGUUGCGGGGCACCUGAAUUUUUAAUCAGGUUUAUUGGAAAUAAGAGACCAUAGGAUUGAAUGGGACUGCAUUGUCUCAUUAGGCAAGUUUUUUUUUAAAAAAUUUAAACUUCUGAUGUUUGGAAACAACUGAUGUUUAAUCUCUGCUUUGGAGAGUUUUUUUCUGAAGAAUGCUUUUUUUAAGAGACUUUUUAUUGCAAUUUUUUUUGCAAUUGCUGGUUUGUUACUGUCAUACCUCCUUCAUUACGUUCUGUAUUUGGUAUUCGGGCAGGUGGCUGGUUGCCACUAAAUUGCCACCUUGAUUUUAUAAUUGGUUAGAUAAGAGAUUUCUGAUCUUUAUAGUUUAGCUAUCAUUACUAACAUUUGUUACCAUCUGUUUCUUACCAUUUCACUGACUUUUUUUAUAUGCUGUCCAAGAUGUAUUGACUUCCUAAAGUGGUUUGCAGGGUCAAACUUGUAACCAGUUUGCAAUUACUGUAUUUGUAUUGAUUGUAAAGUUAUUAAUCAACAUGGAAUGAAUAAAAGUUAUGUAACAUUUCUCAAGCA